Messenger RNA from Saimiri boliviensis boliviensis (Bolivian squirrel monkey), 2680 nucleotides. RefSeq names its product family with sequence similarity 174 member B (gene FAM174B). The record is from RefSeq and is a predicted model, not a curated record. NCBI's taxonomy places the organism in Eukaryota, Metazoa, Chordata, Mammalia, Primates, Cebidae.
GUGGGGCCGCGGCCCGUCGAAUGACUCCUUGUAACGUGUUGGUGGUGGCGGCGGCGGUGGCGCGGGCUCUUCCGGGCGCCGCAGCUUCCUGCCAAGCACCGCGCAGCCGCCUGCGCCGCAGGAUCCCCCGGUGCAGGCCUCGGCGCUGGUACGGAUCCCGGGAUUGAGCCGCGCGCGCCCUGCCCGGCCCUGCGCCGUACCCACCGCACGAUGCGCGCGCUGCCGCCGCCCGCGCCGCUCCUGCCGCUGCUGCUGCUCGCGCUUCUGGUCGUUCCCGCCGCCCGCGCCAGCAGAGCCGAGUCCGUGUCCGCGCCGCAGCCCGAACCCGAGCGCGAGUCGCGGCCGCCGCCCGGCCCGGGCCCCGGGAACGCCACCCGGACCGGGUCUGGGGCGGCGGGCGGCGGCGGCAGCGCCAACAGCAGCGGCAGCGCCUUCGUGACCCGCAUUUCCACCCUCCUCCGCGACCUACCCACCCUCAAGGCGGCCGUGAUCGUGGCGUUCGCCUUCACCACCCUCCUCAUCGCCUGCCUGCUGCUGCGCGUCUUCAGGUCGGGAAAGAGGUUAAAGAGGACCCGCAAGUAUGAUAUCAUCACCACUCCAGCCGAGCGAGUGGAAAUGGCGCCGCUGAACGAAGAGGAUGAUGAGGAUGAGGACUCCACAGUAUUCGACAUCAAAUACAGGUAAAACCUGUUUCCCAGCCUGUUGGCAUCCUGUGGAAAGUUGGUCAGCGGCAGCCUGGGGUGUGAAGGACCUGGAAGCCCUCUGGCAUGUCAGAGGUGUUGAAACCAAAACAAACAUUAUGUAUAAAACCCUGGCUCCAUCGGCUCCGGCUCCGUCAUGGGUGUUGGGCGUCUGCCCAGAGUGUCACCAGCAAGCUCGUUUCCAUGUCACCACAGCAGAGUUGCUUCUGCCACCCUUUGGGUGCCCCUUUAAAGUGUCCCCCACUUCUACUCCCUGCUAGAGAGGCUUUGUGCCUUGCUAAGGAGCAAAGGGUAGAAACAUGUUGAUUUUGAAAAAGUUUUUUUUUUUUUUAAAGACAAUUGUUGACAAUAGUGAAAGAGAUCAAGAGGAUGAAGAACCUAAACAAACAAAAAGGAUGCCCACUGUGUAUUUAGAAUUUCUGAUGUUCUUCUCUGCAGCUUCUGCACAUUGGACUCCAUCUGACUCUUUGCUGUCUUUUCGGCGGGGUCAGGUCCUGGCCUCAUUCUGGCAUUACCUGCGUCAGAGUUUAAGGUGGACGUGCUUAGAGCUGGUCAGCCCCUUCCAAUCCUGGACAUCUGUGGCUCCUUUUCUUUCUUUUCUUUUCUUUCUUUCUUUCUUUCUUUUUUUUUUUUAAGGGUUCAGCAGAAAUCAGUAUGGCUAGUUCACAAAGAAUUUCCAGUAUCAGGGAAAACUGUGUGUGUAUGUGUGCAUGUGCAUGUGAUGCCUAUGAAAGUUUCUCCUCUGAAGGGAGAAUGCUAGGCAGCUUCUGUAACAUUCUUUGUGCUUUUUUGUUGUUUCUCUGCUCUGUCACUGUUCCGCGUUGUUUGCCUUAGAAGUGUAAUUUUAAAAAACCACGGUGGUAAUUUAAAUGAAUGGUUAUUUGGCUGGCUGGAAAAAAGCAUAUGUUAGGGAACUAUAUUUGAAGUCAGUCUAGACCAGGCUGGACUAGAAACCCACCCGGACUCAGGAGGCCCCACAGGACCCAGGAGGCCCCACAGGACCCCGGGAAGGCAGAGGUUCAUGGGAAAUGGCUCUGUCCGAGCUGGUGAAGUGAGGACUGCCUAUGACAUUACCUGGAGAUCUGUGCUGGCUUCUGCAGACAGGGCCUUGGGCUGAUGUCUCAGGUUGAUGGAGGCCUCGGACUCGCGGUGUUCCCAGGCUAGCGGCGACUGGCUGUAACAAAGAUGCUUCUUUUCAAGUCUAUCAGCAGUGCCUUCUGGACCCUGGGAUCUUGCUCUCUCUAGAAAGUUGAUUUUUAUUUUUAAAUGUUUUAUCCCCCUCACCUUCUUUCCUGGCAUUGCUCCAGGGUUUAUGGUGUUUGCCUGUUGAUCGUCCUGCUCUCUUUUUUUGGAUGAGAAGUCCAGCCUUUCCCGACGCACCUCCGUCUUCAGGUUUCUCAGUUUUCUGAGACGGGUCGGGAUAUGUGGGAAGGGGCAUGGAAGCUCCUCGGCCCCACCUGCUGGGAAGGGAGACUGGCCCCCUGCAGGAAAGCGCAGAGCCCAUGGGAAGCCCCAGGUGAGGAUGGUGCAGCUGGCUCACCGCACACAGCACUACCAGCCGCGGGGGCCUGCGUGUAGCCUCUGCUCCCUUUAUUUCACCUUCUUUGUAGACUUUUCUUCUCCGUUUUUCCUGUCUGCCAGAGGGGUGGGACUGGCAACAGAACAGCCGUGCUUGCUUUAUCUCUCCUCUCCACGGUGUACUCAGGCCCGGGUGGUGACUCAUGGGAGCCUGGGCACCUCGCAGCUGUUCACCCCUCAACCUUUGAACUGGAACUGCUGGCUCACUCGGGGUUUUCCACAACUGCAGCCGAAUCCCAUGGACAAGCUGGACUCCUUGGCCUGACACAGAACGCCGGGCCCCGGCUGCCAGGUGCUCGCUGCUGGUCCUGGCAGAAGGGCGGCUGCUGAGAGUGACCUUGCAAAUCCUUGCUGGAGCCUCAGUGCUCCAGGCUCUCCAAUAAAAACCCUUUAGACACCAA